Gilbertella persicaria is the source of this 540-nucleotide messenger RNA. RefSeq lists its product as uncharacterized. The coding region runs from base 1 to 540 and encodes 179 amino acids. The transcript has 2 exons. The record is from RefSeq and is a predicted model, not a curated record. NCBI's taxonomy places the organism in Eukaryota, Fungi, Mucoromycota, Mucoromycetes, Mucorales, Choanephoraceae.
AUGACUUGCGAAGAUGUUCAUUCAUGGUCUCCUAUCUUUCAUAUGGAUUCUCCAGAUCUGUUUACAGAAACAUUACUAGGACAGUUUGAUAAAACAAAACUUAUGCUCGAUAGUCGUUUUUCUGUAUAUACGCAUGACAGUCAUCAAGAAGAUGAAACACAGAGUUCUCUGCAAGACGAUGGUCGACUAUCGAAAAAUCCCUCUACUAUUUCCAUACACAACGAAACCAUAGAAACUAAUAUAGAAAUUAAGGAACAAAAGGCCUUAAGUACUUUUGCUAUUACCGCUGCUAUUGAAGCACAUUCUCCUCUGCAAGCUGACAAAAAGAAAAAAGGAUUGUUGCACAAACCUUCUACCUUCUUUAGUGAAAAAGUCCUAAGAAUGAAGACAAGCAAGGUUGAAUUGAGUCAAAUCGAGGUGGAAUCAGAGUUAGAAAUGAGAAGAAAGUCUUGCCCUGGAUUUGUUAUCCAAGCAUCCAAUGUAGAUCCAACACCCAGAAAGAAAAGUCAUUGGUUUAAGCGCUUGUUUUCACGUGACUGA